Messenger RNA from Ziziphus jujuba (common jujube), 1395 nucleotides. RefSeq lists its product as uncharacterized. The coding region runs from base 435 to 1175 and encodes 246 amino acids. Gene Ontology annotation, biological process: protein deubiquitination. The transcript has 4 exons. NCBI's taxonomy places the organism in Eukaryota, Viridiplantae, Streptophyta, Magnoliopsida, Rosales, Rhamnaceae. The record is from RefSeq and is a predicted model, not a curated record. Gene Ontology annotation, molecular function: deubiquitinase activity.
AAAAAAAAAUAUCAAAUUUACAACUCCUGUCUGAAUCUGAGAAAACCUGACCUGAUCAACCUCUCUCUUUCUCUAUCUCUCUCUCUAAAUUCCAGAACCGGGCCGUUUUGGCAAAUUUUCCUUUAUAUUAAAGAAAAACAAUUUUAGCAUAACGAGAAGAAAUUAUUAUUAUUUUUUUUUUCGUUGAAAAAUUGAAUCGAAGAGAGCGGAAAAAGUAAAAUAUAGAAAAGUGGAAGUAAGAGUAGGUUGGAGUUUUUUUUUUUUUUUUUUUUUUUAAUCGAAUUGAAAGCUUCCAUUUUAAUCAGGUUAAGAUUUUAGGGAGGGGGGAGAGGGACAGAGAGAGAGAGAGAGAGUGAGGGGCGAGGGUUAGGGUUCCUGAUUUUGAAUUUUGAUUUUUAAGAUUUUUUUUUUCUUUUCUUUUUUUGGGUGAAAAGAUGAAGGAUGUGAUAUUGCAUAUAUACGAUGUGACGAAUAGUGGAUCGGAGAAGACCAACAACACCAUUGUUAAUAUCAAUAAGAUAUUCAAGGACGGUAUUGGCCUCGGCGGUAUCUUCCACAGCGCUGUUCAGGUUUAUGGAGAUGAAGAAUGGUCAUUUGGGUUCUGUGAGCAAGGAAGUGGAGUUUUUAGUUGCCCUUCUGGGAAGAAUCCAAUGUACACCUUUCGUGAAUCCAUUAUUCUUGGUCAAACAAGUUUUUCGAUCUCCAAGGUAAAUCAAAUAUUGAGGGAACUAAGCAGAGAGUGGCCUGGAAAUUCAUAUGACCUGCUAUCAAAAAAUUGCAAUCACUUCUGUGAUGAGUUCUGUGAAAUGCUUAAUGUACCAAAGCUUCCAGGCUGGGUUAAUCGUUUUGCUCACGCGGGUGAUGCUGCCAUGGAAGUGGCGGGAAAUACAGCAGUAAAGUUCAGACAAGCCAAGACAGAGAUCAUAUCAGCUAGCAAAGUGGCUUAUCGUUUUCUUUUGGGUGUUACUAACAAUGUCGUAUCUUCUCCUGAUUCCACGGGCAAUUCAAACAGAGGCUCUCCUAAAUUUCAAGCUGCUUGGUUUAAGAACAUGAUUACCUCUGGUGCAAAACCAUCUAGUAGUUCAGAAAUUGCGAAUCAGGAGGAGGAUACACUUCGCCAGCAUCGUCCACCCGCAGAUUUUCCGUUGAGACAAAACUCACUGUCACAGGAUUGAUAUUUGAGGGUUCUGACACAUUAUUGCUAUGUGCACUAGUUGAAACAAUGAAAAAGGCUAUUUGACUUACUCAUUUGUGUAUCAAUGUAAAAUUUCAUUACUUCAACUGAAAUCUGCUAAUAGAUGUCCCAGAAAGCUAAGGUACUCAUUGCUUGGAUUGUUAUUAUUGUGGGUUUUCCCCGUCCUACGUGAUAUGUUGGAGUUUUGGUCGCUUCUGUUA